AUGGUGCUCAAGAUGGGGGUCUCCACCCUCGUGGCGGGCAUGUUUCUCACCGGCUGUGCAAACAGUCUCCUCUCCAAGUAUCAAGACAUGGAAUGCGUAGAGCAAUGCGAUACAAGCACUCCCAUUGCGUUCGAACAGCCUGUGUGGCAAACAUUGAAUAUGUUCAUCGGCGAAUUUGGAUGCUGUCUUCCUCUUCUAUGGAGCUACUAUCAUGGUCGCGAAAAGAAGACCUCCAGCGGCCCCCAGGCGUCUGUGUUUAGUCGCAUUGUCGCUCGUCUUCCGCUUGGCUCAGGCCCCACUACUCAACCUGAAGGCUACUCUCGCGUUGACGUCCACCUUGAAGAAGAUUCGGAGGCCGAGGAUGAGGACGCGGGUCACUUUCUGCAAGGCUGGAGGAUGUGCUGGAUGUGGUUUCCCGCUUUCUUUGACAUAUGUGGGACCACGCUCAUGAAUGUUGGGCUCAUUCUCACCCCGGUCUCUAUAUUCCAGAUGUCUCGAGGUGCCCUUGUACUCUGGGUGGGGGUGAUGUCUGUCAUCUUUCUCCGUCGACACCUUUAUCUGUACCAAUGGUCCGCCCUGAUCAUCGUUACUUUGGGUGUUUGUCUUGUCGGCCUCUCAGGAAGCUUGGUCAAGGGAGCCGUCAGUGACCCUGUCGACUUUGUACACACACUUUCCACUGCGCCCGCAAAUGACCCUGCUCGGGUCGCAGUCGGCGUCAUGCUCAUUCUCUUUGCCCAGAUCUUCACGGCGUGUCAAUAUGUGGUAGAGGAGAAGAUCAUGUCUCGCUAUCGAGUAGACCCAAUGAAAGCGGUCACGCUUGAGGGCUUCUUCGGUCUUACGACUACUCUUCUUGCUAUGCCGUUCCUCCACCUCUUCUUCCACGACAAAUCCCCCUACUUUGACAUCCCUCGAGGCUGGCAGCAAAUCAUCUCCACCCCUACUGUGCUCUACUCUUGCUUUGCCAUCAUGCUCUCCAUCGGCUCCUUCAACUUUUUCGGUUUGAGCGUCACUAGCAGCGUCAGCGCCACCACAAGAAGCACUGUGGACACCUGCCGUACCUUGGGGAUUUGGGUAGUCAGCUUGGCUUUAGGCUGGGAGGCUUUGGUGUGGCCGUUCUCCUUGCUUCAAGUGACCGGUUUUGCCAUGCUAGUCUAUGGAACGUUUGUUUUCAACGGCCUUCUCAAACCUAUCAUUUUCCCUCCACCUCCUAGCAUUCAUCUUCCUCACGAGCCAGAGCUCGAAGAGACCGGCGAAGUGCCUGCCGCUGGCGCUCAAGGCAGAGCCGGCUACGACGUUGUGCCGGAGAAUGAACACCGAGCUUAG
This is a messenger RNA of Cryptococcus wingfieldii CBS 7118, 1323 nucleotides long. RefSeq names its product integral membrane protein. The coding region runs from base 1 to 1323 and encodes 440 amino acids. The transcript has 8 exons. Gene Ontology annotation, cellular component: intracellular membrane-bounded organelle; membrane. The record is from RefSeq and is a predicted model, not a curated record. NCBI's taxonomy places the organism in Eukaryota, Fungi, Basidiomycota, Tremellomycetes, Tremellales, Cryptococcaceae. Gene Ontology annotation, biological process: transmembrane transport.